Messenger RNA from Ascoidea rubescens DSM 1968, 1915 nucleotides. RefSeq lists its product as uncharacterized. The record is from RefSeq and is a predicted model, not a curated record. The transcript has a single exon. NCBI's taxonomy places the organism in Eukaryota, Fungi, Ascomycota, Saccharomycetes, Ascoideales, Ascoideaceae. The coding region runs from base 464 to 1462 and encodes 332 amino acids.
GCCGAAUGUAAACACUCUUUCACUUCAACUUCACAUUGUCCAUAACGUCUCUCUUAAUGACUUCUGAUAAUAAAGGGUUGGUCCUUUUUCGACAAACUAAUUGAAUGGAAAUUUCAUUACUUUGCACUUUACAGAAAAAAUGAUUGAAAAACUAUAAAAGUCGUAUUUUAAAAAUAAUCUUUCUAAAAAUAUAUAAAUAUUUCCUUUUUCUCGUUAUUUAUUCAAUCUGUUUUAUUUUCUUUCGUUUUUUCGUUUUUUUUUCUUUUCUUCCAUAUUUGUUCCUUCUUUUUAUCUUCUAUAUAUUAAAAUCUACAUUUUAUACUAUACACAAUUCAUAUACUGUCGCUAUCUAAUAGUAUUAUCUUUCGCUAUCCUCGCACAUCCGACUAUAUCCUCUCUCACUGAUUUACAUUGUAUCAAUCCUCCUCUCUAUAACAAUAAACUAUCGCAAUUACCGUUCAAAAUGCUAUCUAAUAUUCUUUCGCUCUUUGUUUUGUCCUCCGUUUUAAAAGUCGCUCUUGCUGAUGAUUCUGAUUCCUUCUACUUGUUCUCAAUUGCAACUGGAACUAAUCUAAACUUCGAGCAAAUUGUUAUCAAAGAUGAUGCUUUACUUAUUCAAAUCCCUAGAACCAGUGAUUUCGACUCCUCAUUGACAAAUUUCGAAGGUUACAUCAACACCAAAGGUCAAAUAAUUGUUUCUUCUGAUGGUGAUUCAUAUCUUGAAUUCGAUGAUGAAAAAUUGAAAACAACCGAUUCUGAUGGCUCGUCUCCCUUUUCAAUCUCAAAUAACGUAAUUCAAUUCGAUGGUGACUCCUCUUUCAAAGCUUGUCCAAAUGAUGAUGAUAAAUCAACUUAUUCAAUCUACUCUAAAGACCAUGACUGUGAUGACUCGGUUGAUAUUGUAUUAAGAACUGGUAAUGUUGCUCUUUCUCAACCAGUAAAUCAAUACUCUCCAUCCGAUGUUAGUGAAUCCUCAUCUUCCUCAAGAGCAUCUUCCUCUUCCUCUUCCUCUUCUUCUUCCUCUUCCUCAUCAUCAUCCUCUUCCUCAUCAUCAUCCUCUUUUUCAUCAUCUACGGCCUCAUCCACCUCAUCGUCAUCUUUAGAAGCUUCCUCUUCAGCUUCUCCUUCUUCUUCAGCCCCCGUAUCAUCUUCAUCCACUGUUCUUUCAUCAUCCUCAGCUGUUCCAUCCUCCUCAGAUUCUUCUUCGGCUGCCCCAUCAUCCUCCGCCGCUGCUUCCUCUUUCAUUUCUUCUUUCAUUUCUUCAUCUACCUUGGAAACCAAAUAUGUUCCUGCAUCCACUGUUCCAGUAGAUGAUGAAGAAGAAGAAUCUUCUCUCUCAUCCUCUACUGUUGUCCCCGCUCUCGAACAAAGUAAUAAUGCCAUCUCAAACAUUAACCUUUCAAUCAAUUCUUUCAUCAUCAUCUUCUCUUUAGUCUUUACCUUUCUCUUGAUGUCAAUUUAAUCUAUUAACUAAUUAUUAAUUCUUUAUUUACCUACUUACCUACCUACUUUUAUUUUUAUCUUUCAUUCUCAUUCUUAUUUCUUUCCUUUACCUUAUAUUCUCACUUCCCUGUUAUUCUUAAUUUCUUUUUAUCACAUUUUAUUAAAAUUUUUUUCUUUUUUUUUUUCGUAUCUAGACACAUUCCUUUGGUUGACGGUUAUAAUUAUUUCUUCAAAAUUACAAAAAGUUGAACUGGUCUUACUGGUCUUAUUGGCAUUGAUUUUAUAAAUUCACUUAAAAAAAGCAAAAAAAACAACAAAAAAACAACAAAAAAAAAUUAAAUAGUUUUGAUUUCUUUUCUUUCUAAUUCACUUUAUCUCACUUACCUCUACUUUUCUUUUUUUUUCUUUUUAUUUUACUCUUAUAUAUCAUCUUUUAUAAGUACUUUCUAUAGGGUUGUUAUAAUUUAUAUCA